GAGUCUAUUCAUAUCCAUUGAGUUAGACGCAGAGCUGGUAAAGUUCGCUCGUUAAUACGGUAAUUCAGUUGCUCUAUUGUGUUGUGCAGUGAGGUGCUACGAAACUAUUCUACUAGUGAAACUAUUUUAUUUUAGUCUAGAAUCGACUAGUUUUCAAUUAAUAAAUAAAAUAGCUCAAUAAUUAACUUGCUAUUAUAUUGUGAUUGAAUCCAGUUAUUGUUUGUAAAUGAGCUUUUCAGUAGGCAAGUACCUCUAUCAAAAUACAUGAGUCAACGAUCUCACAAAAAGAAUCUCCAAUCUUCAUAGCUGAUAUGAUAAGACCAUUCAAUUUCUGAACAACAGAAUGGGAUCAAUACGUCUACUAAUUUGAGUAGAAGUCUACUCUCAAUCUACCUAGAGACUUACGGUGCCUGUUUUGGUAGUGUAUACUAAAGAACUAUGGUGAACAUAAACUAUAAUUUAAAUAUUAGUUUAGCGAUAGUUUCAAUUUUUUAUUUGCAAAAGUCAUGUUGUGAGCCUACGAUAGAGUUUUCUGUGGAUAAGAGCAGUUUGCAAGCGACACCUUUGCUCAACUCUAAUAAGAUACAAGAUGAUUUCGUGGACGACAAUUUCAGCAUAUCUGACAAUGCUAACACUCUAAUGGAUAAAAAGAAUGAGACCACUGGAGAAAAUAGACUGCCAGAGGCUAGCAACAUCACGUUUCCAUGGCAGAUGAAUUUGGUCUUCACUCCUUCAGGGGGAAACGGUCUAUGUCAACAGCAUACACAAAUGUUCCUCCAUGAUUUGAAGAAUUUUCAAAGAUGGUCGCUGCAAAUGUGGGACGCAACGGCAAAACUGGGCUCAGGCCUUUUCUCGGGUAAUGCCAAUCAGCUGGGAGACUUCGACUCCUGUCUUCAGGUGAAGAGCGGUGACAUGAGGAACAUCCAAGCCAAGUACUGUCUGGCUCUAGUCGACCUGCAGCUAACGAGCGACGCGGCACCCAUCCUCAGGGACCUCGUCAACAGAAUCCAGGGCGAGAAUUUCGUCAGGGGCACUAGGAAUGAUCCAGGACAUUUCGUGCCGAGGUUCUCUUCAAUUGGAUGGGGUGUCUGUGUUCCUUCCUCCUGUGACGAACAAGCGAUAGAAGCCGGUCUUAUGUCUAUGUUGGCACCACUCAACUCAACAUCAGGACUACUUGUACAUGCAGGUGUGCCAACAAACGCAUGCUAUAAAGUCCCACAAACGUUACCAAUAUCUACGUUAUUGGCGUUAACAUUUUAUGCUGCAGUCAUAUCAUUGGCAAUAUAUGCAACAGUCAUAGAUAAAGGACAAGUGAAACAUGCAAAAAACAAAGGAACUCUUGAACGCCUGGUGACCGCGUUCUCACUGAAGGGCGGUCUACGAGCGUUCUUGGCACCAGGCACCGAUGCGUUCCCGUGCAUUCACGGCAUUAGAGCCCUGUUCACAGUUAUGCUGUUAGUGGCUCAUAAAGUCAUUCCGCUCGCUUCAAUUUUGUACAGCGAUAGGGUCAAUCUGACAAGGCAUUCAAAUACAACGUGGAGUUCACUACUGCGGGCUUCUAAUAUCUACACGGAUUCGUUUCUGUUGAUGAGUGCAGCUCUCACAUCCUACUAUUUGGCCAAAGAAAUCAGCACAAAGGGAUCCAUUAAUUGGCCAGGGCGUCUUGUCACCAGAUAUAUCAGGUUAACACCACCCUUACUGGCUGUAAUAGUUUACUAUGCCUAUGUGAUGGAAUACAUGGGCUCAGGACCCCAAUGGUCAUCUGUGGUGAAUGCUAAUGCAGAUCUCUGUAAAGCCAGUCUUUGGAAAAACCUGCUCUACAUCCAAAAUUUCUUCCCGUUCGAGAAAAUGUGUGCCACACAUACUCACCAGUUAGCCCUAGACAUGCAAAUGUUUCUACUAGCUCCAGCCUUGGUCUACAUUCUGCAUUGGGAGAAAUUCCUGGGUCUAGCUCUAUUUCUGAUGAUAGCUAUUGCAUCCACAGCUCUACGAUUCUACGCCAUAUUCAACAAUAAUAUAUCGCUCUACAUUCACUAUGGAGCCACGGUAACCGAACUUUACAAUGCAGCAAACUUCUCAUAUGGCCAAACUACACACAGGAUUGUGCCAUAUCUGAGUGGAAUCUGCCUGGGAUACUUUUUAUAUAAGUCAAAGAAAUCUAUCUGCUUGACACCCAAAUGUGCGGUUUUCGGAUGGGGCCUUAGCAUAGCUUUUUGUCUGUAUUCAGUAUUUUCGCAAGCACAUCUUGCUAUGCCAAAUCACAUAUUUGAUGCAUAUGACGCCGCCAUAUAUGCAGCUCUCUCUCCCUUCACAUGGGCUCUCUCUCUCUCCUGGCUGAUACUAACUUGCAGUACGGGGCACGCUGGUAUGUACUCUCUCAUCACUUGA
Molecule: messenger RNA, 2388 nt
Organism: Nilaparvata lugens (brown planthopper)
Lineage: Eukaryota; Metazoa; Arthropoda; Insecta; Hemiptera; Delphacidae
Product: nose resistant to fluoxetine protein 6
Molecular function (GO): acyltransferase activity, transferring groups other than amino-acyl groups
Source: RefSeq, a predicted model, not a curated record